This is a messenger RNA of Penicillium maclennaniae, 612 nucleotides long. Its product is annotated as 3-hydroxyanthranilate 3,4-dioxygenase. NCBI's taxonomy places the organism in Eukaryota, Fungi, Ascomycota, Eurotiomycetes, Eurotiales, Aspergillaceae. Gene Ontology annotation, molecular function: iron ion binding; 3-hydroxyanthranilate 3,4-dioxygenase activity. Bases 1 to 612 code for a protein of 203 amino acids. The record is from RefSeq and is a predicted model, not a curated record. The transcript has 2 exons. Gene Ontology annotation, cellular component: cytoplasm. Gene Ontology annotation, biological process: quinolinate metabolic process; 'de novo' NAD+ biosynthetic process from L-tryptophan.
AUGAUGCUUCCCCCAGCACUGAACAUUCCCAAAUGGUACGUCCGCUCUCACGCGACCUGCCCCUCCGUGAAUCAUCGCGGGGUCGAUCGGCCCAGAAUUGACCAAGAGCUCACUCAUGCGUGCUUAUCCAGGCUCGAGGCGAAUUCACACCUUCUGCAACCACCGGUGAAUAAUUAUUGCGUCUACCACCCCUCAUCACCGGCAACAGCCGGAUACACGGUGAUGAUUGUCGGCGGUCCCAAUGCUCGAACCGACUACCACAUCAACACCACACCCGAAUUCUUUUAUCAAUACCAGGGCUCCAUGCUUCUGAAGACAGUGGAUACAUCGACGACACCGCCUACAUUUCAGGACAUUCCUAUCCACGAGGGCUCGAUUUUCCUACUCCCGGCGAACACGCCACACUGCCCAGUACGGUUUAAGGACACAGUUGGUGUGGUGAUGGAACAGCCAAGGGCACAGGGGGGCGGAAGAUGUUAUGAGAUGGUCAAGGCUGUUGUGGAGGAGUUCGGUGCUGAUGAGGAGAAAAGACGAUGCAAGGCGUGUGGGGAGAUUGCGGCAACUAGAUACGCGGAAGGGGAGUUGGUGCAGCCUCCUUCGUGUCCUGAGUGA